Dama dama (fallow deer) is the source of this 924-nucleotide messenger RNA. Its product is annotated as olfactory receptor 5T3-like. Gene Ontology annotation, biological process: G protein-coupled receptor signaling pathway. The coding region runs from base 1 to 924 and encodes 307 amino acids. Gene Ontology annotation, molecular function: olfactory receptor activity; G protein-coupled receptor activity. Gene Ontology annotation, cellular component: membrane. The record is from RefSeq and is a predicted model, not a curated record. The transcript has a single exon. Lineage: Eukaryota; Metazoa; Chordata; Mammalia; Artiodactyla; Cervidae.
AUGACAAAUGAGACAACUGUAACUGAAUUUAUUCUAAAGGGCUUCUCAGACGUGCCUGAACUGAGGCUCAUUAGCACCAUCUUUUUCCUUUUCAUCUAUCUCUUUGCCCUCCUGGGAAACAGCUCCAUCAUUGCAGCUGUGAGCCGAGACAGCCGCCUCCACAUUCCCAUGUAUUUCUUCCUGAAGAAUCUCUCUUUCUUGGACAUGUGCUACACCACAGUCAUCUUCCCCAAGGCACUGAUUAAUUCACUCAUGGGUUCAGAAGUCAUCUCCUUUUGGGAAUGUGUGGCUCAGCUCUUCUUAUUUGUAACGCUGUGUGCUUCUGAGUGCUUCCUGCUCACCUCUAUGGCAUAUGACCGUUGUUUGGCCAUCUACAAGCCUCUCCUUUAUGGUGUCAUUAUGAGCAGAAAGCUGUGUACAGAGCUUGUUAUGGUGGCCUGGUUGAGCGGAGCUCUCUAUGCCAUCUUUCACACCAUCAACACCUUCUCCCUCCAGUUCUGUGGGCCUAAUGUCAUUGACCACUUUUUCUGUGACAGCUCCCCUAUCAUGAGACUCUCCUGCAGUGACUCCCACACCAACGAGGAAGUUGGAUUUGUGGUGGGUGGGUGUACUAUUCUUGGUGCCUUUGCCCUCACCAUCAUCUCCUAUGUUCUCAUCAUUGCUACCAUCGCUCGGACCCACUCUGCUGGUAGCCGUUGGAAGGCCUUUUCCACCUGCUCCUCUCAUCUUACUACCAUCAUUCUAUUUUAUGUCACUGGGAGCAUUGCUUACCUGAGACCUACUUCUCAUUACUUCCCCCUUCAAGGACGGCUAGUGUCUGUGUUUUACUCCAUUCUAACACCUAGUCUUAAUCCUGUUGUUUACUGUCUGAGAAACACAGACAUGCAGGCGGCCCUAAAGAAACUAUUUGUCCCAUCCAAAUAG